AUGGAUGAGCCGUCUGGCACGGCGCGUGGUGUUAUUGUGUUCCUGACUGACUAUCGGCAGCGGGCCACCACCUCCCCACUAGCCCAGGUGUCCCUGCCAGCACAGCAAUUCCCCGCCCAACGCCAGCCACCGCCUUUUGCGCCCGCCCGUCUGCCUUGGACUCGCCGCAAUGCUGCCAGAGACGACGACAUGUGUAGGCAGCGCACACGCCCACGCACACGCACCCACCAUGGCCACUCUUACGCCCCUCGCGAUCCGUCUGGUGUUGUGAAACCGCAUCAUCAUCGUCAUCAUGCUCGCAAUAGGCAGCCCGACACCGCCAAUGCCGCUAACGCGACCUGCCCCUGCACAAACUCUGAGAUUGCCGGCGCCAAUGCUACUCCCAAUAACCUCGCAAAAUUAGACCCAAAACAAACAUGCUGCCUCUUGGCGGCUGCCCCUUCAACACACACAGCGACCGAGACAUGCGACAGAGGGCGAGCAAUGCAACGUCUCGAGGGCAGAUAA
Molecule: messenger RNA, 507 nt
Organism: Bipolaris oryzae ATCC 44560
Lineage: Eukaryota; Fungi; Ascomycota; Dothideomycetes; Pleosporales; Pleosporaceae
Exons: 1
Coding region: 1-507 (168 amino acids)
Source: RefSeq, a predicted model, not a curated record